UGUGGUGUGGAGACGCAGUGGAGUGGAGACCCAGUGGUGUGGUUUGGAGACCGUGUGGUGUGGUGUGGUGAGGAGACCCAGUGGUGUGGUGAGGAGACCCAGUGGUGUGGUGACCCUGUGGUGUGGAGAUCAUGCCCAGUAAGAGUGUGAUAAACACACAAGUGAAGAGUAAAACAGAUCAAGCUUCUAAAUCCAGCUCAGGACGGUCCAGGAAGAGGAAAGCAGAUGUUGCUAUUCAUUUACAAGAUCCAGAUGAGGAAGUGUCAGAGGUGCAGAUGAGGAAGAAGCAGUGUCAGGAGAUGGCAGGCUGCUCACCACAUCAGGAGGAUAAACAGGUUGGAGUUGUCAGUAUGGGUUUCACACAGUACAGCAGCAGGACUGUGUUUGUUACCCCGACCCGCCCCUCGCCCCUACCUGCCCUGUGUUGGGCGAGUAAAGACGACGUGUGGAACAACCUGCUGAAGAAGGACCAACUUUACCUCCACAACAUGCACGUGAUGGAGAGACACCCCAACCUGCAGCCCAAGAUGAGGGCCAUUCUGCUGGACUGGUUAAUUGAGGUGUGUGAGGUGUAUAAACUCCACAGGGAGACGUUUUAUUUAGCUCAGGAUUAUUUUGAUCGUUUCAUGGCCACCCAGAAGAACGUUCAGAAGUCCACACUGCAGCUCAUCGGCAUUUCUGCUCUCUUCAUCGCUGCUAAGAUGGAGGAGAUUUAUCCUCCUAAAGUGCACCAGUUUGCGUAUGUGACUGAUGGAGCGUGUACAGGGGAGGAGAUCCUCAGCAUGGAGGUCAUAAUCAUGAAGGAACUGAACUGGAGUCUGAGUCCCUUAACUCCAGUGUCGUGGUUGAACAUCUACAUGCAGAUGGCGUAUCUAAAGGAGUUCACUGAAGUUCUCCUGCCACAGUUUCCUCAGGACACCUUCAUACAGAUUGCUGAGCUGCUUGAUUUGUGUGUUUUGGACGUCAGGAGUUUAGAGUUCUCCUCCAGCCUGCUGGCAGCUUCAGCUUUGUUCCACUUCUCAUCUCUGGAGCUCAUCAUGAAGGUCUCCGGUCUGAAGUGGUGUGAUGUGGCGCGCUGUGUGAGCUGGAUGGUACCAUUUGCAGUGGCGAUACGUGAAGUAGGAAGCUCCUCCUUAAAAACAUUUAAAGGCAUUCCAGUAGAGAACACACACAACAUUCAGAGCCACGCCCCUUACCUGGACUGGCUGGGACAAGUUCACUCCCAUCAGCUGGAGGAUUUAGAACACAGCCAGAACCCGCCCGUCCCAUCCGGAGUCCUGACUCCGCCCCCCAGCAGUGAGAAACCUGAGGACUCUUCAUCCUGAUGCUGCUCUGCUCCAGCUGUGUGGAUUGAGAUGUGACUCACAGCCGUACUGUCCUCAGAUCAGUGUUUACUGAUCCUCACAGACUCCUAACAUCUUUAUCUUAAAACAUUAAUUAUUGAUCGAGUCACAGCCUGCCUUCUGACUCCUCAGAGCUUCAGUGCCUAAAUGCUGCUAUACACACACACACACACACACACACACACACACACACACAGGGAGGAUUAGACUUUAUAUUUUGUGUGCUCUUUGGUUUUUGAGGAAGCUCCAGGUUAAAUUCUGUAAAACUGGGUUUUUAUUUUUAAUCCUCUGAUUUUUACCAAAAUGAUUUUAAUGUCCUGCUGCUACUUUUGUGUAUUUUAUAAAAUUAAAUAAAGCUCUAAAUGCA
This is a messenger RNA of Tachysurus fulvidraco (yellow catfish), 1710 nucleotides long. It is a transcript of the gene ccne1, whose product is annotated as cyclin E1. The transcript has 11 exons. Gene Ontology annotation, cellular component: centrosome; cytoplasm; cyclin E1-CDK2 complex. The record is from RefSeq and is a predicted model, not a curated record. Gene Ontology annotation, molecular function: cyclin-dependent protein serine/threonine kinase regulator activity. The coding region runs from base 132 to 1325 and encodes 397 amino acids. Gene Ontology annotation, biological process: regulation of cyclin-dependent protein serine/threonine kinase activity; G1/S transition of mitotic cell cycle. Lineage: Eukaryota; Metazoa; Chordata; Actinopteri; Siluriformes; Bagridae.